CUCAGUCUGGAGAUGGUGGCAGGAAGCCGAGUGCUGGCUGGAACACGCGCCGAGGAAAGAUAGAGAGAAAGAGAAGGGAUGGCAAAGCGGCUUCUCGUCUGGAAGCGUAGCAACCGUGGUCAGUGCGGACGAGCGUGAGUGAAGGAUACCCAGCCAGAAGGGAACGUCAGCACCCUAGGAGAACCCGAUUUUCGUGCUGAUGCAAGAAACCUUCACCCUCCACCCUGCCAGACAGGAAGUGUCGCUCUGGAACAAGAGACCAAACAACCCCGUCAGCAUGCAGAGGCUGGGAGUGUUGUGAGCGACGUGCGCUCUGGCAUGGUAGUACUGGCACUGCCUGCCUGCCUCCGUGUACAGUGGUGUUCACAGCCGCGUGUGAAACUUUCCCUCGCGCCUGCCUCCUACUGUAGUCCUCACCUCCGUCAGCCAUAAACACCAUACAGACGAACAAAGCGGGGCUUUUAUCUCCUUUUUUUCUCCUACCUCCCACUGGUUUACAUAUGUGUGUGUAUAUAUACACAGCGUGUACGUCACAAGAACACGUUUGUGUGCGUGUGUAGUGACAGCAGCAACGGGAGGUUCCGUGACACGUCAGCAACAGGAAACGUGCAACACGGAGAAGGAACAUCAUCGAGGUUUGUAAUCAACGGUAGACGAGGUAGUAACUUGGCGGUGGGAGUGUCUGUCUUACCACGGUGGUAGGCCGGCUCGUCUUGUUACUGUUAUCCCUACCCUCACCACCACCACCACCACCACCUUCACUCCCAUCCUCGGGUGAGCAAAAAAAAAAAAAAGUCGAUGUCCACAAGCUGUUGUACUUGCCUUGCUGAUGACCUUCCCCGUGCGUGCGAGAACGCGUGUUGAGCAUCGCACCGCCUGAAUCUUCAACCCGGCCUCCUCUUCCUCCUUCCCUCUCUCCUCAAGUCCGAGAAGGGGGUUAGGGUUCAAGUCCUCGCGGGCGCGAGGCACGCACGCACGCACGCGCACGCACGCGAGUCACGUGGUCGGCGGUGCCAGAUGUGGUCGGCGGCGGUGGCGAGUGUGAUUACGUGUGCGAGGCGGACACUUGCCGGCGCAGGAGGACGAGCGAGCGAACGUUAGCCUGUGGCGGACCGCCUGGCUGGGAACCAGUCUCACGCUGAUCCUCUGGAGCUAGUCGGUAGGCGGGGGGAGCAGCUGACGGACCCCGGUGAAUGCUGGAGGAGACGGCGGAUGCAAAACACUCUUUGGCGGCUGGCAGAGUGAGGCGAGAGACACAACCGUUUCAAGUAGUCGGUUGGGGUAGUCGCCGGCGGGUAGACAGCAGAAGGUAGGGCAACCUGCUCCGGCCUCCACCCCCAUCCCUUGCACCUCCACCCGAGCAGAGAGCUAGUCCACAGCCAAGGUCGAUCUGCGAAGCAGAUAAGAAGGUAGUUGCGGACAAACGCUCACGUCUGGCGAGAAUCCUGCCCUUCCCCACCCUGAUUUCCUACCCUGCUUUCCUAGAUAGACUUCUACGCUGACAGGAUUUGAACCAGGCCGAUGUGGAGUAGCCAGGAAAGGGUGCGACGUCUGAGACCACGACACGACCACAACAUUCUGUCAGACUUCUGUCACACGAUGCUGUCGACUGCUUAACCCUCACCCUCGCCACCCGUUCUGCUUGAGCCGACCCCUCACCCCAAUCGUCGCUUCCUAAUUGGCUUAAAAUUCAACCAGGUGAUUAGCAAGUUCAGACAAGUGAUCGUAUCGUAUCUUGAAGAAGGACAAAAAGAGAGAAAAGAAGAAAAAGCGAGUGAUAAGUCAGGAAAGCAACAACAGCGCAGUCGGAAUGCUCGCAUCAGUUCUGCUGUUGAAGACAGACCUCCGCCCACCUGUAUCUGCAGGUACCAUGCCUUCAUCUACCUCCGCGAUACGGGCGGUGCCAGCCUCCCGACUCCCAUCGGAUGAUUCCCUCCGAGACAGCAACCUCCGUCGCCGCCACUUGCACCCCCAACACCAUCGACACCACGCGCAGCAAUGCACGGUAACAAAAACAGGAGAAACAACCACAGCAUCAGCAAGAACAUCAUCAUCAGAUUCAUCUUCGUGUUUGUGUCAGCUGACCAAAAACGCUAGCGGUGACGAAAACCGGGCCUCCCUUGACCGCCCCAACCCCUCCACCCCAACCUGCUGCAGAACUGCCUCGGCACCGUGCGGUCAUCCUCCACGUAGUUCGUGCUUUUCCUCUUCCUCGUCGUCGUCGUCGGCGUGGUCACCCCUCGUUUUGUUGAUACUUCUGACGUCACUAGGAGUAACGCUGGCGAUGCCUUUGUCUGAUAACGAGAAACACUACAGAGAACUGCAGUCCAGAGCCGUGAAAUAUUUGGCUCAGUUCGGGUACCUGUCUGGACCCAGCACGGAGACGGGUAACUUGAUGAGUGCAGAUGACUUGACACGAGCCAUCAAAAAACUGCAGAAAAUGGGACGCAUUCCGGAGACAGGUGUCAUUGAUAGAAGGACCGAAGAACUGAUGUCAAAGCCUCGUUGUGGUAACCUGGAUUCAGGGAUGCGUCCAGAUUCCAAUCAAGUACGUUCUGACCUCGGCAGGGAGGAGUCCAACCGGGCUGGUCGACGGAAGCGGUACACGCAGGCGCCUUCCAAAUGGGGCAAGAAAGACCUGUCCUUCAAGAUCCUGAACUACACCCCAGACAUGGAAAUCCCCGUCACGAGAGACACCAUCAUGAGCGCCUUCAAGGUGUGGAGCGACGCCACCCAGCUCACCUUCACUGAGGUCAAGGCUGGAAGCAACGCUGACAUCCUCAUUCAGUUUGCCUCCCGUUAUCAUCAGGACGGCUAUCCCUUUGAUGGCAAAGGUAUGAUCCUAGCUCACGCAUUUUUUCCCGGCGAGGGAAAAGGUGGUGAUACCCACUUUGAUGAUGACGAGCGGUGGACCAGCAAUUCUACAGAUGGCGUUGAUCUCUUCAUGGUGGCAGCACAUGAGUUCGGACAUGCUCUAGGCCUUGCCCACAGUGCUGACCCAGGUGCGCUGAUGUACCCAUGGUACCAAGGCUUCUCUGGACCAUUUGUUUUGCCCCAUGAUGACUCCAUGGGUAUUCAAAGCCUCUAUGGCCCACCUCGAGGUCCAGUAGAUUUUGAUAACAAAUCAACUGUAUCAACUGUGUCCUCUUCCUCAACACCUGACGGGACACAUACUGUGAAUCCAACACCUGGAGGAGAUGAUGAGGUGUCUCCCGACCCUUGCACGACACCCUUUGAUGCCAUCACUGUCAUACGCACUGAAGUUUUCUUGUUUAUAGGAAAGUGGUUCUGGCGAAUGGAUUCACGAAAUAUAUUAGAAGCACCUGUACAUAUACACAAGUUCUGGUAUGGCCUUCCUAAAACAUUGACCAAAAUUGAUGCUGUAUUCGAGAGACCUGGGGACAAGAAGAUAGUUUUUUUCUCAGGUGACCGUUAUUGGACAUUCAAUGCCAACCACAUGGUUGCUGGUUUUCCAUCUGAGGGAAGACCUAUCACAGAAUUUGGAAUCCCAGCGGAUGUGAAGCACAUUGAUACAGUCUUUAUAUGGGGCUUUAACCAGCGCACAUACCUUGUGUAUGGUGACAUGUACUGGAAGUUGGAUGUAAACAAUACUUACGUUGAAUAUGACUAUCCACGGGAUAUGUCUAUUUGGCGUGGAGUGCCUGUACCUCUGGAUGCUGCAUUCCAGUAUUGGGAUGGAAAAACAUACUUCUUUCAAAACCGGCAGUACUGGAAAUUUUAUGAUGUCAAAAUGCAAGUUGAUCCCUAUUAUCCCAAGUCUAUUGCUGACGAUUGGCUACAGUGUUCCAAGAAACUUCCUCUUGAUCAGCCAGCCAAACAGCUGGAACAGAUCUCAUCUACAGCAUCUUCUCAACCAUUUGCCUUACAUUUUAUCUUUCUGCUAAUCUGGAGUGUACUUUUCAUGCCAGCAUAAACAAAAAAAAAGCAAGAGAGAAUUUUCUCAUAAAAACACAAAAGAACAGAAGGGGGAAAAGGCUUGUGUAAUGCUUUUGAAUGAGAUGAAGACCAUCUUGACGUCUACAAACCUGUAAAGGUUUUGCUUCUCUGUAUGUGCAAGCUGUCGUUACAGUUUAGCUGAGUGAGGAGUAAACGGAUAGACAGGUACUUGUGAGAGAGAUUGUGUGUGUCUGUGCAUGUGUCUCGUACACACCACCCCAUAAAGCAUGUGUCAGCGGACACAGAUUUGUGCUUUUAGUUAAAUCUGGUCUUAACUACCCAAGCUGCCACGUGACUAAUCAGGUAUGUGUUACAUGAUUCCAUGAUAAAUAAUGGACCAUACAUAAUUCUUCAGAAAAACGUGCACAGAUCGUGAUGAAAAUUAUAAAGAACAAGCCAUCACAUGUUUGUGCUCCUUAGAGGCAAAAUAAGUAAAAAAUCACAGGGAAAUCUUUCCUUUGGUUGUGAAAAUCAACAGCUCAGGAAUAUCUUGAUGGAUGACAUGAAUUUCAACAUCUGAACUCUAUAGGUCAAAACUAUAGAUAGGAUUUAAUUAGUUUAAAUAUAUUAACUAAUCAACCUGUAACCAUGAAGAACUCAUUUUUGUCUCGUCACCACUUAAAAAAACAAACUUACCAACAGGCAAUGAAGGCCAGUGGCUAGUUUUAAACAGCUGAUAAGACAGUCUGAAUCAUGUCAUUACUGAAUCAAAUGGAGGUUGCCAUUUUUGAUGGAUGUAAAUCUUGUGUUUUGUUCUGAGACAUGCUUUAUGCUUGUCAAUAGCUUUUCGUGUUUAGGGUUUGUCGUGUUUUCCAUUAAUGGAUACGGCUGAUGAGUGUACUUCUAGUCAAAAACCUUGGAGAUGAAUAAUUUUAAGCUGAAGGUCCUGUAGAUAGUUGAUAGACAAGGCCAAGCAUGCACGGCUGUAUAAUUAUUUCAUCGGUACGUUAUUUAUACUUUGACUUCCAUCAUUGCUGUGUAUAUAUCUUUUUACUUUUAUCUCAGUAGUUUUACCAUGUGCCCUCAUGUGCCCUCAUGUUCCCUCACUGGCUUCUGCAGCUUUAUGGCUUAACCACAAAUUUCACCCUUGUCAAUUUAUUUUUGGAUCUUAAACUUUUUUUUGAAAUGUACAUUGUUUUGAGCUACUGGUGGAUUUUUUUGUUUUGGUGGGAGGGGUUUAUUACCAUUUUUUUUUUUCUAAAUUCCAACAUAGGCUAUUCACACUGAGAAUAAUUACAUGCAUUGCUAAGCAUAUUGCAGAUGUUUACAUUUCCAGCAAAUCUGACCUUUUUUUUUUUACAACAGUGAGGGAGGAGGAUUGAAAUGCAUAAUGACUGUACGUUAGUUUUGAUACAUUCUUUCCCCAGUUCUUUCUUCUGAAAAGCACACAGACUGUGGUUUCCUUUUGCUUGUUCAUGAGAAAGGAUCAGUGAUCUCUAUUUGCAUUUGAAGAAAGUAUUCAACUUCAUCAUGACUCUGUGCCUAUAGAUUUUCUAACUUAUUUUUGAUGUCUAAUGACCGUGGUUUAUUUUGUGAAAAAAACAAUAUUACUAUUCGUAAGGCAAGGGCAACCUUGCAGUUCUUUGGUAAGUCCUCCAUAUUGACAAAAUAAUCAUUAUGUUCAUUCGAAACUAUUUGGUGUCGCCAUAAAACAAUGUUGAUUCAUUGCUAGAUUUACUGAAGGGAACAAAGGCAUAAGAAUAAGGACAAGUCAACAGAGAGGUUGAGAAUUUCUGAUUUUCAAAUCUUUUGAAUUCAGAAUUCUUAUAUUCUUUUACAUUUACAAAUAUAUUUGUAAUUUUUGUCUAUGUUGCUAUUGUUAAUGUCAAAUUGUUGUGUUGUUGUCGUGGCACUUUUGGCUGUCAGGCGUAUUGACAUUUCUCACAUGAACAAGCAGCAUUAGUUGAUUUACUUUUGAUGCUGCUAUUGCAUUGUUAGUAACAUACAAUAAUAGUCUAUAAUAGUCACUAGACAUGUUAAAGGACUUGCUUGUCCUUGGAAAUUGCCAGGAAAGUGGGUUUUUGUUUGUUUUCAUGACAGCUCCAGCUUUUUCACACACUUUCCCUCCGUGAAGGGGGAAAAAAGCUUGUUGUGUUGGAGGUCUUCAUGAAUUAGUUAACGCUGACAAUAACUGUAGUUGUUAAGGAAGGAAACCCUGAGUGCUAGGAACAGGAAAACUACACGAGACAAAGAAGACAAUGGCAUACAUCCCCAGCAACAGAGACUAACAUUGCAGGGUCCCUGCGGCACAGAGAACACAAAGACCUACUGGCAUAGAGACCCAACAUCCAAAGAUAAUUUCUGGCAGCCUUGUAAUGUGCCUCAUCCAGAAGUUUUAUGAUGGUUUCAAAGGUCACAAUAGUCAUUGACAGCUGAAGAAACCAGAGAUAGACACAUGCAAGGUGGCUAGAUGCUCAAAUCAAAGCGUAUGAGAUUUUAACAUGUACCAUGGAAAAUCCACUGGGGAAACAUUGUCAUUUUCCCUAUCUUUGUAUUUUUUGUAUUGUUCUUGUGGCAGCAUAGUGAAUGACUUUUAUCAGAAAUAGGAUGCAGGAUUAAAAGAAAUAACAUAGUGCUCAAGUAUAAGCAACACAAAUAUUACAGUUUUAUUUUUCAGAUCAGAAUUAACGUUUAAGUAAACUUGCUACAAAAACUUUGUUGCUCACUUAAUGCCAUAUUUUGUACCAGUCACAUACUUUUAUGUCUUUGUAGGGAAUGCUUUUUAAUCAUGAUAUUAAACUUACAGCUGGCUUAUUUUAAGGAUGGUAUGCUACAGUGAUACUGCUAGAAGUAUUUGGAGAACAAGUCAGAUUGCAUAAACAAACAGCAUUGACAAAACAAGACUUUUGAUGUGAGGAAGUUUAAAUCGCCAAAAUAGUGUAUUAUAAAAAGUGUAAGAUGCAAGGCCUUCUAGAUUAUAAUCUUCACAUUUAUGUGAUAUGUGUGUGUGUUGAUGCUAUGAAAAAAAUGUACAUGGGAAUUUCACAAGAGAAUCUAUCAGAGUUCAGUCAUCAAACCAAACUACUGGAGGAAAAUACAAGGCACUUCCGUGAGCUCUCUUUAAGCUUAAUGACAUUUAAGAAUCACAGUUGCAAGCAUUUUUAGCCUUUGUAGCACUGCUUGUGUUCUUUCGUUUUUUACCAUUUUUAUGCUGUGUCCUGUUCAAUAUUAUCCUGCUGUGUCUUUGGCACACUUUCCAUCUUGCCAGUUUUCCAGUAUCAUACAAUGUCCUUGUUAAUUUCUGUAUUUAAUAUUUGUCACUGGCUAUCUUCAACAGAAACAUGUUUUAAGAAAAUAAAGGGGUAAAAAGAAAAAGGAGAAUCAUAAGUGCUACAAGAAACUGUUGGAGCAUCAGGCUGUUUGUUUUUUUUUUUUAUAGUGCACAUGUACAUCAGUUGCAGCUUUAAUUCUUUGCUUGUGGUGUAGUGUCUGUGCCCUUACAUGAAAUGUCUUAUUUUAGACUCACAGCCAUGGACAUGAAGCCCAUGUGCUUCUAGAGAUAAUCAUAUUUUUUUCUUUGUUAACUAGCACAUUAAAAGUAACCAAUACACCAAGAACAAUCAUUCCUGUUCAUCCAAAGCUUGGAGUUGUCUGUCCUGUACUUGAAGAGAGUCUUGAGAACAAAAAGGUUACUUCUGAGUCGUGCCUUGUAAAUCGCAAUCUGCUGGUGCAAGUUUCAAAACACUAUGACCUGCUUCUGUACACUGCCUUCCACACUAUAUCAACAGGCCUUCCAGAUUAUAUCCACAGAUUUGGCUGAGUACGAAGGAAGGUUAUUGUACUAUUUGUACUUAAUAGGAUAUGCUGCUUGCGAUAUAUUAGGUCAUGACAGGAUUGCAAGCCAGGACAUCUUGCUGCAGGGCAGUACUGUAAACAGGAUGUAUCCUGUAUAACAAGAGAUUUGUACUUAUGGUUGUGAAAUUAGCAUAAUCUCAUGAACGCUGACCCGAUGUGGGUACCUUACUGUGUUACAUCAACAAGGUCCACUCAUCCAAACACUGCCCUUUUUUUUUCUUGCGCUGUGAUUUCAUAUAUAAAUGAAUGCUUGAUGAAGAAUCAGUGGGUUUUUUGCUGUGCUGUGUAGUUUAAAGAUUUAAAAAUGUGUGAACACUGUUCAAUGGAGAAACACUUUUUUUUCAAGAUUUAUUUAGCUGUGUCUUCUCUACCAAACUACCUUAAAAUGCUUGACCUGCAGCAUAACUCUAUGGAUAAAUUAUCUUCUCAUUUCUAUGGUUGAAAAUGUUUGUUAGGCAAUAGAGUAUGCAGUGGGAUUUUAAAAUCUGAUUAUCAUGUAGCAACAUGAGGACAGAACUGUCUGUAUAUCUUAUGUUCUUCACAAAUCAUGUAUGUUGUUGUUAUAUUUAUGUGAUAUUUAUAAUCUAGAAACGAAAUAAGAUCAGUACAUUUUUAGCCUUUGUCGACAAUGCUUACAUUAUUUUCCUAUCUGUGAAAGCUUUAUGAAACAGUUGGUUUUUGAGUGGGUAAAUACAAAACGAUUGCCAUGUCACAAUGUAUUUUCAUGCCUCAUGGUACCGUGCAUAAGCCUACCACCAAAAGGCUUAGCCAUCUUGUCAUUUCUGUCACCUCUGAAAUACUCUUUGAGGCUUUGUUAUUGCUGCUGUUUUAGGCAUGCUUAGGUUGGCAUGUUGAGGUAUUUAAACAAGAAUUUGCAUAAUGAUUGGCAGAGUCUUUCAUAAGUGGACGCAGAUUUAUUGCUUUGAUGAUGCUUCUAGAACCGCAUUGCUCAAAUCCAAAAUAUCUUUGUUUGGAUCCUUCUGCAAACUCAUUAAUGUGCCAAUUAGAAUACACUAUAUGAUCAGCUAUGUAAAGAUUUAUGUCGGUCUGAACUCUAUGUACAAACUGAAAUUACCAAAAAUAGUUCACUGAGUGCACUUGAGACAAGGUAAGUUUUUUGUUUUCAAUGACUGAGAACAUGUUUUGGUGCUGUGUUGAGUUUUUGUGUUUUCAUCUGUUUGACGAUGUUAAGGGUAAGCAAGAUAAAAAUACAUACACAGAUACUUUGACAUACCUCUUAUCCUAUGUUUACACAUUACCUGUGGUGGCACAUAGUGUUUUGACCACCACCAGUGUGUAAAACUUAUUACUUUUUUCACAUUGCUAUUUCUACCUUUUGUGUACACACUAUCACAGUGUUCAAUGAAUUAUGGAAGUUAAUAUGAAACAUUAAGAAGCAACAUGGAUGUCUUCUUGAAGUGGUCAAAUUGAAGCCCAUAAUAUUUAUGAAAAUCUUUAUCUUGUUUUUGUUUUCAAUUAUCUUAAUAGCACUCAGUUUGCACUUAUGUUCUUUUCUGAAAAUUCCUCUGGAAACAUUUUUGUUAGGUUUUGUGUGAAUUUGAUGUUGAUGGGGUUCAUAAUCUAUUUUUGCUUUUUUGCUUGCACAUUUUGUUCUUGGUGCCCCCCACCCUCAGUAUCAGGUGACGUGAUAUUGUGUAAUGCAACGGACACGUUUACACAGCCUGCUUUCACUGGCUUAAUGAAUACAAGCUGAUAGUUACACCAACUUAGAAACAUCACCAAUACUCAAAUCCUUGCUUUGGAUCAUUUGAACGAUCAAAAUACUCAGUUUUUUUUUUUUUGGUUUGUUUUGCACAUAUUUUGUACACUGGAUUUUCUUUGAGAAAUUUUUGCAGUAAUGAAUGUGAGAUAACAUUUGUUCGGUACCUGCAUCUGGUGUGUAAAACUUUUUUCUCGUCAUUCCAUGCUUUUGUGUAAGAUAUUCAUUUCAAAACCUGUUAUAUACUGGCGUAAUGUGUUUCACUCUGUGCAUCAGCCUUUACCCAUGCAGCUGGUAGGCUGUUCUUACAGCAUAAGCUGGUGUACUGUUUAAGAGAGAACAGCUAGUAUGGAGUUUGCUCCGGUCCCUUUUACUGACUGCUUGAGCUUGGUUGUAUACAGUUAUCUCAUUGAUAAAAGGAGAAUAGUCAAGUUCUAAACGCCAAAAAACUCUUGAGAUUGUUUCAAUUUCUCUGAGCUGCAGUGGCAUUUAUUUUUUCCAUAACACUUGAUUUAUGCAUUUAAAACUGAAUAUGUAUGAACUGGUGCAUAUAGUCAUUGCUUGAAAAAUAUAAACCAGUUUGCUGUGCACCUUUUUAAAAAAAAACCUGCUAAAAUAAAAAUUAUUCUCAGCAUAGAAUUCUUCAAUGCAUUAAUGCAAAUUUUUAAGCAGUGUUUGGUGAUUAGAUGGAAGAACUACUCUUUGUGAAAUUGAAAUGUUCUAGAAAGCAACUUUGAUGGUUUAAAAGAAAACAAAAAGAUACCCACACAAGUGAUAGUGAUGGACUUUCUUAAGCCAGGAUUUUAUUUGUUUGCAUAUACAGCAGUAUUGCAGAGUUGCUUUAGAAUACAUAUGUGCACUGUAGAGAUGCUGCUUUGAUCGUAUGUAUACAUGUAUGUUGUACAUGUUGCACUGCCCUGCUACUGCAAUCAGAAAUAAAUUGUGCACAAUCA
This is a messenger RNA of Pomacea canaliculata, 10425 nucleotides long. Its product is annotated as matrix metalloproteinase-2-like. Gene Ontology annotation, molecular function: zinc ion binding; metalloendopeptidase activity. The transcript is spliced from 10 exons. Lineage: Eukaryota; Metazoa; Mollusca; Gastropoda; Architaenioglossa; Ampullariidae. Gene Ontology annotation, biological process: collagen catabolic process; proteolysis; extracellular matrix organization. The coding region runs from base 1811 to 3934 and encodes 707 amino acids. Gene Ontology annotation, cellular component: extracellular matrix. The record is from RefSeq and is a predicted model, not a curated record.